Protopolystoma xenopodis is the source of this 360-nucleotide messenger RNA. NCBI's taxonomy places the organism in Eukaryota, Metazoa, Platyhelminthes, Monogenea, Polystomatidea, Polystomatidae. The record is from the annotation of a GenBank genome assembly.
AUGUCAAGUGGUAGCCUUAGCGACUCAACAAACAAGUGCCUAAGUGGCAAUGUUCGAGCCUCUGCCAGCAUCUCUUCUUUCCUGGAGCCGUACCAGAAACGCAAAGAGAAUGGAACGAUAAAUGAUUGUAGGCCCACUUGUACCACCUUCCGUAUGCCUUGGCCUGACUACGCCAACUGCCAUUCAUUGGGGUCACACACGAGGCUCACUCUGGCGGAUAGUGAGUAUGUGCUCUUGAAAGGAGAGGGGGGUGAGGGCAGCAGAUGGAGACUGGAGGGGCUGCAUCAGAACCUGCCAGCCAGGACGACAAGUUGCAGAAAACCUCUUUCUUUGGCUGAACUCGUCUUUGUUGUGGAGUGA